Molecule: messenger RNA, 6859 nt
Organism: Cylas formicarius (sweet potato weevil)
Lineage: Eukaryota; Metazoa; Arthropoda; Insecta; Coleoptera; Brentidae
Exons: 4
Coding region: 815-3997 (1060 amino acids)
Source: RefSeq, a predicted model, not a curated record
UAAGAAUCGGUACUUAUUUGUCCGGAGCGAUUCCGGGCGACUAAUAUUCAACACGCGAAAAAAUCAAAUCCAUAAUCGCGGGUGGCUUCUCUUAGAGUGAUCGGUGUUUUUUUUCGUCGGACGAAGAGAGACCGUGAAUCGUUCGGGUCGGUUCGAGUCGGAAGUUCGAUUCUCGGAGUGUUGUUGCGUUCGGUUAUAGACGAGAAAUCGCGCUCGCGGCACGGGGGGAACGACACGCUGGCGGUGAAAUUCCGGUGGUCGGUGCGGUCGUUCGCGUUUGCCCCGCUUGCGGCACUCGUAAUCGUUAUUAUUAUUAUUAUUAUUAUUGUGAAAUGGUGCGUCGGUUUUCGUUCGGGACGAACCUAAUGGGAUCUGGUGGAGGAAAAGGGUGCGACGCGCUGUGACCCACUAUAAAUAUAGGGUUUGCCAUCGGGGUAGUGAGUGCCGUUUAUCGGAAGCGCGGUUUUUUUUUUCUCGAACGUGUACCGCCCUUUUGGAAAAUGAGGAUGCUCUGUCUGCCAUCGCUAACUCGAGGAAUUCGGAAACUAUGGUCCAAUUUCAAUACAGGGUGUCCCAAAUAGGUGGUGCCGUUUUGGCGAAUUCAUUUAAUAAAAUCUCAUGAUUUUCAAUUCAGAUAUCAAUUCUAGGACAAAAAAUAAGAUAAGGAGUCAGUGUACGUCCUUCAAGCGCUAAUCUAAUGACAUAUACAUCGCUAAACGUCGGCACUACCCAGCACCUCACAAAGCUGACGAAUUUUUGGUGAAACGAGCCGGACGACCACCGUACGCCGCCACGUCCGCAAGAUGAAAUCAAAAUGAUCUCGGCAAACGUCGACUAUAGUCCGAAGCUGGGCGCGAUGGCGACGACCGGGCCGGCGGACCCCGAGGACGGUCGCCGCCCUCGACACGCGAAACGUCGACGGACGCGACGGCGCCUCCCGCGGGACGACAACAUUACCGAACUGAACUGUGUCUGUGAUCGAAUCGAACAAGACUGCGACUCUAUUAGUUUUACGAUACUGUUAUCGAUAAGUAAAUUAUUCGUGUGCCUAAUAUUAUACGUCAAUCGACGGUCGAUGAUGAGACGACCGUGCCCGGCCAUUUUGUUCUCCGCCCUAAUCUUAACCACGCUUGGACGCGGCGCGAACUGUUACGCCGAGUUCGACAAAACCGAACGUUUUUUCGACAAGAUUAACCUCGAGCAAAGUAUCGCGGCGGUGUUCAACAAGGUAGCGUACGGCAGCACCACCAAACGCAGCAUACCGGACAACGCGUACCCGGUAACGACGCUGGCGACACCCCUGCUCACUACGUACCGCUACGCGGACGGUAACGGCGAGGAGUGGCGUCGCGUCGACGUCAAAGACGUUAACAAGGACACGUCCCGGGUGAACCUCGAGUUCGAGCAGCCGGACGUCGCGGACGCGGACAACAAUCGUCGCGACCUGGACGCUUACGGCGUCGACCUGGAGAAAGACCACGGCCUGCCGACCUCGGCCCCGGCCGCGGAUAUCUUGAAAAAUAACCACAACAAACAUUACGGCAACCCGAACCGUUACAACAAUGACCGGUUACGACCGGACGCCGAACACGUCACCGAGAACGUCUACAAGACGACCACCACUUAUAACCUGCUACGUAACGUCAGACCUACGAAGGCGAUGUACGGGGGCGGCAAAGCGUCGCCGUCGUACGUGCCUCCGAGUCGUGUGUUUUUCACGCCCGCGUUACCGAAGGCCCUCCAGAACCCGUUCGCGGAUAAACCGACGUUGCGCGGUACCAAUUCGGACAGGUUCGUGAACCGCAGACCGAUACCGCCCCCGUCGUUGAUGCCCGCCAAAGAUCGUAUUCCGUUUAGGCCCGAUUUGCCGAAAGUGAAUGCGGAAAAAGUACCGGAACGGUUGCCGCCGCCUCAGCCGCAACCGCCCCAACAACCGAAUCACCAAGAUGCGAAGAACGAAAAGAAAAAGAGCCUAAACACGCCGUCGCAGAACGUCAGGGUGGGAGAUUUCUACGGCGGCGCCAGGAACGUCAACGAAAGUAACUUCGAAUACGAAAAGUCGUACGUGCCGUCGAUAACGCGCAUACUGAGCGGUUCCAACGGACGUCACGAGGACAUAUCGGAUAUUUUACUGCGCACCGUUACCGCUACGCCUAACGCCGACCGGUUCGAGCCGAAGGUGACAAAGACUAGGGCGCCGGCGGCGGAACCGAGUCUGAAACGUCAAGAGCCGGAACCGCCGCCGGCGCCACCUCGCGAGUCGACGCCGAAACAAGAGGAAAUACCGCCGGAGCGGUCGGAAAGUGUUACGGUAAAGAAAGACGCGCAACCGCCCGCGCAGGUCCACGUGGAAGACGUGACCACUCAAAUGAGCGACAGUGUGAACUUGCCCAACGUUAAAGAGAAAGAAACGAACGUUACGGCGGCAGUGGUGGGCUCGGAUCAGAUCUGGACGGUGUGCUGGAACGUUCACGUAUACCUCGCGGUGGUCGGUUACAUCCUCCUGGCCGCUUUCUCGAUUUACAAGUUGAUCCGUUACGAAAAUGAUCCGCACAUGUUCUCCAAGAGCUACUUCCUCACCAUCCACUUAAUGCUGACAGUGAUAUGCGUUCUGCGCAUCUUUUACCUCAUCUACGACGCGUAUAAUGUACGCAAAUCGUUCAAUCCGUUCCUCUACGACUUUCUCCAUAGUUUCCCUCUGAGCUUGCUCGCUACUACGUUCGCCGUCCUCAUCUUGUUCCUCCUCAAACGCACCCUUACACAUUUGGAGGUCAAGACGCGUCCCGUGGUGUUGGUAGUCUUCGCCCUGCUUCACAUCGUGCUCUGUUUCGUGCUGAGCGUCGUCGAAACGCUUGGUCACCUCAAAAACGCGAACCUCACUAUCUGUAGACCGGUGUUCGUGCUUCUCGCUUGGGCGUUGGGUAUCAGUUACAUCUACCUCUAUCGAAUCAUUAAGAACGUGCUAGCGAAGAAGAGUCAAAACCUAUCGGAAAUGUGUACCCAAAACAUCUCGUACGCGAGUCACAUCACCAUAGCGGUGGCGCUGUUGUUUAACCUGCUGGGGCUCGUGCAGCUUUACGCGUUGUUUUUCAUCAAAGGCGACCGUUUCAGUAGCGAGUACCCCCACCACUGGAUACUGUGGAGUUUCGAGCUUUCAGUGCGCCUCAUCGAGAUAUCGAUCAUCACCCUACUCGCGAUAGUCGUCAGCCUAAGGAUGUCGCAACGGGAGAAACAGUCUGCCGGCGGGUUCCCAUUGUUCCCCUGCACCACCAGCGAUUCGAGUACGGACAACAUUUACCCCAACAAUUGUAACACGAACCCCAACGCAUUGAAUUACAGCCGUCAAGAAAUGGUUCUGGACAAUAUACCGGCGGAGACGGUGGAUAGACCGAACUUGUUAAAGAACGCGUUCCAAAACGACUCGUUCGACAAGAAGAGCACUCUCGAAAGGUACCAGAGCGACGGCGAGAGGAACAGCAACUUUGACAGGUUCGAGAGGCCCAAAUGGGGUUCGGACAGGUUCGAUUCGCGCCAAAAUAUCGAUCAGGGCAGCUUGAGCAAUUUCGGACAACCGAGUUCCGGCAACUUCGACCGCAAUUCGGUUCACAAUUCGAUGAGGAACGAGAGGUCGUCGGCCAGGAAGGCGACGAUGUUCGACCCGUCCAAGUUUUAUACGAACAACGAGGAUUAUCAGCAUGACGCGGUCUCGAACUCUGAAAGGAAUAUAUACAGCGAACCGAUAGAUAACCCGAACCAGCACCAGUACGAAAGGACGCGACACGAAUUCGAACGUUCGGACUUUGACAGACGUUCGCGCAAUUCGACGAACACUUCGGGACGUAGAUCGACGGGACGGGCGAGAAAAAACCACCCCAGGCCGCACUUGGGAGUGCAAACGUUGCCGAAUCACGAGAGGCAACAGACGAUGCUGGUGGACGAUCAGGGUUUCGUACGAUUCAAGGCGAUGAGAGACCAGAACCAUUAUAGCGACGCGUAAUGUUUAAUCCCGACAGGGCGAAAGUGCACAAGAGGCGAGAUUUUCUUGUAGGGCGCGGGGCGUCGCGGCGCGAUUUGAGACGAGAGCAUUUCGUUAUUCGACGUUUCUGGUCCUUCGAGCCGGAGCGAUUUAGUUGCCUUGAGUUUUGAAAUUAUUAAGAAAAAAAAAAGAAAAUCGGCGUUUUGUGUACUUUUCCUUGUUGCGCGUAGGGAAAUGUUUGUUCGUGGCCUAAGUGGGAACGGGGGCCGUCGGAAUUAGAAUCGUCCCGAUUUGAGGGUGAGGGGGCGUUUCGCCACCCGCCGCCGUUGUAAGUGAUAUAUUACAAAAAAAUACUCCGCAGUUUUGAAUGUUUAAAAAGCAACGUAAGGUUUCUUACGCACUAAUAAUUGUUUAGACUCUAGUAUUUAAUAUAUGGGAAGACAAAUAUUUCAAUUUACUGUAGAGAGCUGUGUAUAAAAUACGAGAGAAUGCAAAAAAAAGUGUAUAUAAUAAUGUUAAGUAUAUUAAUUUUAAUUUUUUAUAUAAUUUUAUACGUUACUUGUAAAGUACAGGGUGGCUCGCGUUUCGCAAGUAGGGGCAGCUAGCGAACUUUACGUAGGUUGAAGGAAACCCGACAACACUGCGCUGUUAAUCACUUGCCCUGUAUAACGUGAUUUUUUUUUUGGAUUCGUGUUUAGUUUUUAAAAAAUCGACUGAGAUAUUUUUCCGAAACUCCUAAUUAUUUUAUAUUGCGAACAAAAAUAUUCGCUUAACCGUCCGUGUUGGGGAAUUUUUAAUAUUGCCGCGUUAAACACAAACGUGGCACGAGUUAUUUAACGGUGCUUUUCUGGGACGGAGGAAUCUAUUCCAUGUAUUAAGAAUUACGUCAAAAUUAACUUUCAAAUAUCAAUAAAAAAUAAAUUACGAGAAACUAUGGGCAAAUAUAAUAAAAAAAAGCUUAAUCGAUAUUUCAUUCGAGAGUUUUUAGUGACAUUUGUAUAUAAAAAUAUAAAGUCAAUUACAGGACAGCAUAAGGAUUAUACAGGGCUAAUUCUUAAUUACAAUGGUCAAAGAUCCAAAAAAGGACGAGUAGUGGUGAAGAUUUUCAAAUAUAUACUAGGUGUCUCAAAUAAUAGUUUUUAAUAAAAAACAAACCUUAAUAAAAAUCUGCAAUCUUGAAGAAAUAAACGUUUUAAGUCGACCUGAAAUCUUUAACAUUUUUAUCAUUUCAAGCACUUUUAAAUGGUUCAUCCUCGAUAGCUGAACAUUGAUUAAUAAAACGUAUAAUUCGGAAAUCUUGCCAACAUACAACUGGAUCAACCUUCAUGAAAAAACUGAAAACACCAAACAAAGAUGUAUGUUUCAAAAAUCGGUACACAAUAAUCAGUUUUUUUUAUACCUCUGUGCGAAGGGUAAAUUUUUUAAAAAGAAAAAAAAUUCUCUUUUGAACUGUAUUUGUGCGGACUAUUUCCGAGGUUCGUGCUGAAGAAUUUAAUUAUGUCUCGACUUGAAGAUAAGAGAGCUUGGCCCGGUUUCGCGGUAGGGAAACUCCCGGCCCCGCCCUCUCGGCGUCCUCAAAACGAGUGAUUGUUACGAAAUUGUUCCUUUGGUUCCGUUGUUUUCCGCUUGCCGAGCGCUACUUGUCCGUUUGACAAAAGCGAGAAAUCGCGUCGAGUGGUGUGGGUCACCUCCUCCCUCCUCCAACUCGCCCCAUCUUCCUCGACGUCCCGACGAAAAUCCUAAUUUAUAUUUAUUACGUUGCCUUUUUCGAGUGGCUUUUUUUUUCGCCCAACCUACACGCCUGCAUUUUGUAAAUUGUUUGUAUAUAUGUAUUUAACGAUAUCUGCCAAUAUAAUCGACUUGCCAUUUUUGUUUGAGUUGUACACUCGUUUUUUAUUUUAUUUGGUACAGGGUGUUUUCAAAGUGCGUCCGAACUUUAUAUGUGUCAGCUGCCGGUUUCCUUCGGCUAGGUGUGAUCAACAAAGCAAUUGGAAAAUUGAAAAAAGAGUUUUAAAGUUAUUGGCGACCAUGUUACAUCGAAAACUUCUUGGGAAUUUUUGGAUGCCCGCUUAUAUUUUAGUUAGAAAAACAAAUGAAAACCAUUACUAAGGAUGCAGUCAGAUCAACAGGGUUGCCGCGUUUACAAUUUCCUGAAAAUGAAGGCAGCUAAAUAUUUGUAUCGCGUGUUUUUUACAUUUUUUAUUUUGUAACAGUCAUUUUAAACCAAUUCGUCGAACACCGACCGAACGGACAAAAGAUAUAUUAAGCCAGUUUAGAAACACCCUGUAUUAUUGUUUUACAGUAUUAUACCACCUAGAUUGACUCUGCAGUAUUUGUCAUAUCGCCAAGUACGUUUGAAUUGUCGCAAAUUUUGCUCGUUCAGCGAUGUUGAAACGACAUUUACAACACAAAAAUAACAAAUCAGCUUCAUUGUUGUCCGCUAAACGUGUGUUUUCCUAAAUAUUUUUUUAUCGAUACAUUCCUCGAUUGCAAUCCUAUACAGCGCGUUCGUUACCGUUGGGCCAUCUUUGUUUUUGUGAGGCACACGUCCAACAGCUAGUCAGCCAGCCCGUCCGGCCGACGAACGCACUGUAUAUCAUAUUAUAUCUUUACGGCAUAGCGUUGUUCCUAUAAACGUACUUAUAGCUUACUAUAACGAUUUUGAUUUGCCAGUAUUUUUUUACGUUUUCGAAUACGAACCACACACCCCCUCUUCUCUUCGUUCGGUGUCUACGCAAGUGAAACAAAAUAAAAAUAAUGUUUAAAAAAAAGGUUAUUAUUAAAAAUAAUGUGUAGGUAUGACGAUUUUUAAAAAAACGUUUUAAAAAUUGUGUACAUAUGAGACGGUUUGUAUCUUUUUAAAAGUCGCAUAUUUAUAUAAAA